Messenger RNA from Hordeum vulgare subsp. vulgare (domesticated barley), 1754 nucleotides. Its product is annotated as phosphatidylinositol glycan anchor biosynthesis class U protein-like. The transcript has 15 exons. The record is from RefSeq and is a predicted model, not a curated record. Gene Ontology annotation, biological process: protein localization to cell surface; attachment of GPI anchor to protein. Gene Ontology annotation, cellular component: GPI-anchor transamidase complex; membrane. Bases 357 to 1688 code for a protein of 443 amino acids. NCBI's taxonomy places the organism in Eukaryota, Viridiplantae, Streptophyta, Magnoliopsida, Poales, Poaceae.
AAAAAAAAAACACCACUGCCUCCCGACUGCAGCCUCGGAUUCUCCCCCCAUCUCGCAGGCUCGCCGCCUGCCUCGCCGGACGCUGCCGCCGCCACCGGACGCUAGGAGGCCCCACUGCCGUCGGUACAGGAUCCCAGGAGCAGCAUCUCCUCGCCGUCGAGCAGCCGUUCCCACCAGCCGCGCCCCCCUCACUGGAGCAGCCGCUCCCGCCCAGCAACGCUGCCGCCCGGAGCUACGCCGGCGACCAUUCCAUAGGAAGGGCGUCAACAUUGUUAACUGGAGGGGCUUGGAGCUGCUUCGGAAUCCACUGGAGAGCAAACAAGAAGUGCAUUUUAGUACGCCACUGAUCAGCGGCGAUGGCGAUCCGACACUACUGGUCGAUGGCUGCCGCUGCUGUCGGGUUCCGCCUCGUUCUGGUGCUCUUCGGUGGAGACCCCCACCUUGCCUCCCGCCCGGAGGUCUCCACACCCCUCACGUCCCUUCGCCGCUUGGCAGAAGGAUACUGGCUGAAGCAGGCGUCGAUGUCACCCUAUUCCGGUUCGAUAUAUCAUGGUUCCCCUUUGCUUCUAUCGAUUCUUGGUCCGCUAACCAGUAAAAGGUCAGGUGGACGCCAUUCUCAUAUAUAUUGCAGUUUGGUUUUUGUAGCUGUAGAUUUUAUAGCUCCUAUGCUCAUACGAUCAACUGGGUGUACACUCCAAAUGGCACGUAACAGAAGCUUGAAGUCUCUUGCCCUCACAAAAUCAGUGAACAAUUCUGUGAAUGUAAGCGCAGGAGAUACUGCUUCUCUAAUAUAUCUGUGGAACCCUUGGACAAUAAUCACCUGUGUGGCUUCAUGUACAUCACCAAUUGAGAAUUUAAUGGUCGUGAUAAUGUUACAUGGAGCCUGUUCACGUCUCGCGCCGCUUGCUGCCUUUGGAUAUGUUAUGGCAACGCAUCUUUCUCUUUAUCCUGCAAUUCUCCUUCUGCCUGUUGCUCUUUUCUUGGGUUAUGGUCCAGAUACCCCUCCAGCUAAAGUAUUUCUUCAGAAAGGCUCAAGUGCCAAUAAAAUUGACAUGUCAGAUAAUGGAAAAGGUACUAGCCAAAAAGGUUUUGGACAAUUCUCAUGGAAACCAAUACUCCACUUCUUAUUGUGGGUGUUUAUCUGGUCAUGUUAUGUGCUGUUAUUGAACAGCAUUAUUCUAAAUAAAGUGGGCGGCCUUCAGGAGAUGUUUGAGAAGACAUAUGGUUUUAUCCUUACAGUGAAGGAUUUAUCACCAAAUAUUGGUGUGUUAUGGUAUUUCUUUGCCGAAGUCUUCGACUUCUUCAGAAGCUUCUUUCUUAUAGUCUUUAAUAUGAACGUCAUUUUUAUGGUAUUGCCAUUGGCUAUCCGUUUGAAGCAUCGACCGUGCUUCCUUGCCUUUCUUUACACAGCCAUUGUCGCAAUGCUGAAAUCUUAUCCCUCGACUGGAGAUUCAGCUCUAUAUCUGGGACUUCUAGGCCUAUUCGCCAAUGAAUUAGCGGAGAUGCAAUUCACCUUCUUCUUGUUUUUUGGAUAUAUUGGAGUCUCUCUCCUUAGCCCUGUCAUGCAUAACCUAUGGAUCUGGAGGGGUACUGGUAACGCAAAUUUCUACUUUGCGACUGGUUUGGCUUACACCUGCCUACAAGUAAAUAUCCAUCUCUUUGUGAGCACAAUAUUGAAUGUUCCUUAGAAUGCUCGCAGAUUGUUCCUUGAGGUAACAUGUCAGCUAAAAUAGUCGUGUUCAUUAACUUACUUA